AAAGCAGGAUACACACUUCACAUGCAUGGGACAUAAAUAUGCUCAGUGGUGACGCAGUCCAGAAGCUGCUAUGGAUGUAGGCCCGAGCACCUUUAAUCAAGCGCAUCAGGACAGCGUCCAAACACACACAAAUAAGACUCUCGCAAACCAUAAACUGGUGUUUCCAUCAUAACAAACGUUUAUGCACAUAGAAUUCCUUUUGGGGUAAACGAAAGGCAUGAGCAUGGUGAAGUUAUGGGACGUUUUAACCUGACCGCCAGCAUUGGAGUUCCAUGUUAAAACAUCCCGCGUUAGAAAAUCCAUCACUCCGGACACUCGGAAAUCCUCUGUCGGUGGUGCGCCUGCCAUGCGUGCUCGCGCGGGACUCCUCUACCUGCUGGUGCACGUGCUGGCGAGGACAAGAGGCCAGUAUGACUUGUGCAAGUCUCUUGUGAGCACGGAUGAAGGCGCCAUGUGGGAGCAUUACGCGUGCCAACCUAAAGCCCAGUCCAUGAAGGAGUACAUGCGCAUCCGUGUGGAGCCGCCAGGCAUCACCUGCGGGAACCCGCCCGAGAGAUUCUGCACACUGGAGAACCCGUAUCUGUGCAGUGAUGAAUGCGACGCCUCAAACCCUGAUCUGGCGCACCCACCGCAGCUGAUGCAGGAUCGCGAGCGCAGUGGCCUCAUCACAUACUGGCAGACGGUGACGUGGCGUCGCUAUCCCCAACCCCUCCAGGCCAACAUCACCCUGUCCUGGAACAAAACCCUGGAGCUCACCGAUGACAUCCAGAUCACCUUUGAGUACGGCCGACCCACCGUCAUGGUGCUGGAGAAAUCGCUGAAUUUCGGCCGCACGUGGCAGCCAUAUCAGUACUAUGCAGACGAUUGUGUUGAUGCAUUUAAUAUGCCAGCAGGACGCGUGCGAGAUCUGAACGCCGCUAAUGCUAUGCGGGUAAUCUGCACGGAGCAAUACUCACGUUGGGUCGGCUCUAAGAAUGAGAAGGUGGUGCGAUUCGAGGUGCGUUCUCGUUUCGCUAUUUUCGCCGGUCCACGGCUGCUCAACAUGGAGGGCUUGUACACACGAAUGGAGAGCAUGAAGGGUUUACGAGAUUUCUUCAGCUUCACCAGUCUUAGGCUGCGGCUCCUCAGGCCGGCAUUAGGAGGAACGUAUGUGCAGAGGGACAACCUGCUUAAAUACUUCUACGCCAUUUCUAAUGUGGAGGUGCUAGCCAGGUGUAAAUGUAACCUUCACUCGUCUCAGUGUGUUUAUGUGGACGGCAACUUACAGUGUCAGUGUGAACACAACACCACCGGCCAGGACUGCCAGCGCUGCAAAAAAGGAUAUAAAGCCAAGACCUGGAAACCAGGAUCUUAUUUACCAACCCCAAACGGAUCCCCAAACACAUGUUCUCAGGCAUUGGCCGGUUCUUCUUCUGGUUCCAAUUGUGAAUGUAACGGACACUCAAAUCGCUGCAGUUACAUCGACUUCCUGAACAUAGUGACGUGUGUGAGCUGCAAACACAACACGCGGGGGCAGAACUGCGAGCACUGUCGCAUGAGCUACUACAAAAACAUGUCUGCAGAGCCUGAUGAUGAGAACGUGUGUAUCGAGUGUAACUGUAAUACGAUGGGCUCGGUUCACGACCGCUGCAACGGCACCGGCUUCUGUCAGUGUAAAGAAGGUACAGCCGGAGUCAAAUGUGAUGAAUGCCUCACGGGCUACUAUUGGAAACAGGGCUGUUUGCCGAACAUGUGCGACGACGAGUUACUCUUGUGCCAGAAUGGAGGGACGUGCGUUCAGAAUCAGCGCUGCAUCUGCACACCAGACUUUAAGGGUGUUUUGUGCCAACAUUCGCGCUGUGAAGGAGGCAAAAAGUGCAACGGCGCCAGCACUCUCAGUUUGAGCCUGGCACUCCUGCUCUGCCCGCUCCUCGCCACCCUGCUGGGCUCCACCGCCUCCUGAGAAACCCCUGAAUAAUCUCCAGCAGCGGGCACCGCGAGGGCCAGAUGCUCACUCCCGCCCUCUACAGGCUGCAGAGCGCCCUGCAGGACAUCACGAAUGAGAAACAAGACUCUAGUAGAGCUGGAAAUCAAUGGAACUCAAUAUACGCGCCUCACGAGAUGAAUUAAAAACCAAAAGCAUACUAGGCAUGGGCUGGUAUAUGAUAACCUUGGAUAAAAAGAUCAUGAUAUUGUGAUUACUGCUCUAAAAUAUUCUUUUUAAAUGUCUGGGGUAAAAGAAAAUAAAGACAACUUUUUUUGCACAUUGAACACAAUCUGUUUAACUUUAAGAAAUAUUUUGGAACAGUAAACAUGUCAGGCAAAAUAAUUAAUAAUAAAUCAUUAACUUCAGCCGUCUUUGUUAGUUUCAGAUUUCCUCACAACUUGAAAAGGCAUCUUUGGUUUCUUUGGAUAUAAAGUAAAGCCAGUGCACUGUUCAGAUGGAUUGAAUGUUGGUUUAUAAAGCGAUUUGUUUUUCAGAUGUUGUCUGAAUCGUGAGAUGAACAGUAGCUGUUGAUGUGGAGGCUCCUUUUUCUGCUGGAGAUACUGUUAAAAGGCUAAAAAAAACUAAAUUAAAUAGUCAUAAAAAACACUGUAUGAGCAGUAUAACAGAAACUUUUAGCGUUUUUCCAAACCAUGAUAAACCUUUAAACUGGUUAUCACCCCAUGCCUAAAGCAUACAACCUCAGAAUCAACGAGAAGCGACUUAUAGCCGCUUAAAAAUAACCCCCGCUACACUUCCUUCACUCUGAUUGGCUGAAUUUGAGGGCAUGUCCUCACAGCGAUCCGAGUCCACUGGUUGUUUUUCAAAAAAGGCGGGAAAAGUUGUUUUUUUUACACUCCUUUGCUGCAGUUUUUAACGUUCAGAUGUAUUCAACGAGCGUUCACUGUUAUACGCUAAAAGCAAAGAAUAUUAUUGUGAUAUUUGUUAUAUCAUGACUAUUAAGAUUUUAGGCACUGUACCGCUGGUUGUUAUAGGAAUGUCAUGUCGCCACAGUUAGAGAACAUUAAUAUUUAUAAAGUCUUAAAUCAGGACACGAACACAUGCUUUCCAACUCAUAACAGAAGAUAUCUAAUCAAAUUAAAUCAUUAUAUAAACCCACAUUAUUUGACUAUUUUUGGUAGAGAGUAUUUUUUCGUUUUGGAUCUAUUUAAGAGGCAAAAAGGUUGUAUUACACUGUAAACUUUACAGCACACAAGAUAUUAUAGUACAAGAAUCUAACAUAGAGAGUUUACACUUUCAGGUAUUACCGAAGAGGAUUUUACGCACUAAAUGUACCAAGCACAAAUCUAUAAAGACGGCAAACUGAAAUGUACUGGAGGGGUUUAUUACAUUACAGUUUAUUACACUGUAAACUUUAUGGCAAAUAGAUUUACAAAGCUAAAUGAAAAGAAUGACGUUAUGACACUGUAAACAUUACAGUAAAUGUGACUGUUA
Messenger RNA from Danio aesculapii, 3418 nucleotides. RefSeq names its product netrin g2b (gene ntng2b). Bases 347 to 1942 code for a protein of 531 amino acids. The record is from RefSeq and is a predicted model, not a curated record. The transcript has 7 exons. Lineage: Eukaryota; Metazoa; Chordata; Actinopteri; Cypriniformes; Danionidae.